This is a messenger RNA of Xylona heveae TC161, 1779 nucleotides long. RefSeq lists its product as hypothetical. The coding region runs from base 50 to 1654 and encodes 534 amino acids. The transcript has 2 exons. Gene Ontology annotation, biological process: protein import into nucleus. Gene Ontology annotation, cellular component: cytoplasm. Lineage: Eukaryota; Fungi; Ascomycota; Xylonomycetes; Xylonales; Xylonaceae. The record is from RefSeq and is a predicted model, not a curated record.
AACAACUUUCUCAGCGUGAUACGCGGAGGGUCAACAAUUGAUCGUCAAGAUGUCUUUGCCGCCAGAGAAAGUGUGCGUAAAGCGCAAAAAAGGCGAGGAACCUGUCGAUGCCUUAUACAUUCAGGCAGAACACCAACAGAAGAAACCACGCUUUGCAGACUUUGUCUUUCGCCGUGUUCAGGGUGACACGGACGUGAGUCUAGAUACGGCACCCAAUUCCCAGCAUAAGGCGCUCAACCAGUCGAGUACGCAUGGUCGGCAACAAGUCCCAGUGGUUAAGACGACUGUGGCAGAACCUGAAAAUACUCCUGCAACCAUUCCCAAAGCUCGUGACGAUCCCACUACUCUCCACCCAGACAAUGGCCGUCCUUCCACACCUGCAAGUAAUACGACGUUAUCAUCAGCUUCGGCCCCCACUCUUUCGCCUCCGAAGCCAGAGUCGGAGAACACACUAUCGCCUCCUGGUCAUCCAUCAUCACAUGUAACUCAGCCGAGAUUGUUUCAGCUUACUCGGCCAGCACACGCGCAUUUUACGCAAGGACCCUCUGGAGGCGUGCAGAAACGCAAGCGAGGAGAGAAAUCCGAUGUGGCCGUGUUUAUCGAACGGCAACGGGAUCUCAAGAAGCCUCGAAGUCUUCUGAACCUCAUUGGAACUACAACGCCUGGAGCACAGUCACAAACUUCUACAAAGAUCAUUGAUCAUGAGGCUGUUGAGAAAGAAGAGGAGACAUUACGACCACGAAAGCGACCAGGGGCCAGCGCAGAGGAGAAGAAAUGGCGAGAAGAAAACUGGAGUCAGACAAAGCCCAGGAUCUUGGGAACUGCCCAACCCUCGAAACAAGGUCAGACUGUCCAAAGCAAGGCCAGUGAUUGGGACUAUGAGUCGAGUUGCCUAGCGGAGCAACUCCAGGAUGUUGCGCUGCAAGAAAUCCAGAAGUUCCAAUCUACUCAACCGUCGCCAGGCGCGAGCCCUAAGCUGAAGCUCAAGCCUAAGGUUCCGGCACUUCGAUACAAAGAUAGGCAUCCAGAGGAGAGAGAAAAAGUGGAGCAGCACGAUCCGUUCAAUGAAAUGGAAACUCACACUAGCGAUGACGAGGAUUACGUUUAUGAUACUUAUAUUCGUCACCCCGGACUCGCUGAUGGGUCUGAUUUCAAUAACAUGAUGGGAUCAGAGAAGAAUAUUGGUUUUUUGGUCAUCACGGAAGAGGAUCAGCCCAUUUGGGAAACUUACGCUGAAGACGAAGACGAUAGCGAUAAAGACUGGAACAGCGAAGAGGAAGAUGAAAAUGGUAAGCUCUCUUUCCUUCUCCCGCUCCUGCUUUCUUCCUUCUUUUGGCUUGUGAAGUUAGUACAGGGAUGCAGAAUACGCCAUUUUCUUUGCAUUCUUCUGUAUCAGGAAGCUGACUUGUUUUCCUUAGCCGAGAAUUACUACGCAGCGGAUUACCCCGAGGAAGAAGUAGAUUCUGAAGACGAGUUUGACCGAGGAGCGUACCAUUUUCGUCAGGGUGGCUCAGACGAAGAAGAAUAUGAUGCCGACAAUGCCGCAUGGAGCGAUGAUGACGAAGACAUGGUUCGUUACCCAUGGAAACGACAUGCCUGGUCUACCAGCGCCGGAAAUGGGAUGCACGACGAUAAUGAAAGCGAUUCGUCAUGAGAAGGUUCAGCUCCCAUCUUGCCGUGUUUUUGGGGCCAUUGACGAGCAUUUUUAAAUCUGUGCUCUCAAUUCCAUAAUGGUCGCUUUGCAACCCUGAUUAACGCGAGUUCCUCAAUAAAAUGAUA